Salarias fasciatus (jewelled blenny) is the source of this 2532-nucleotide messenger RNA. It is a transcript of the gene cldn12, whose product is annotated as claudin 12. Lineage: Eukaryota; Metazoa; Chordata; Actinopteri; Blenniiformes; Blenniidae. Gene Ontology annotation, cellular component: plasma membrane. Bases 202 to 1305 code for a protein of 367 amino acids. The transcript is spliced from 3 exons. The record is from RefSeq and is a predicted model, not a curated record.
UGAGGGCACAAAACCCGGACAUCCUGUUUACUGAGCCGUCUACUGUAAAAGAAAAAAAGACCUAGUUUAUUCGCGUUAAGUAUGUAAGGGAAUAACGAGCUGAAAUGCCACCCCCUGCUCUGUAAAACCACCGGAUUAUCUGCAAAUAUCAGGAAUAGGAACUCUCCGUGCAGCCUCAGUUCCUGUGAGCAGCAGCCAGCCAUGUCUUGCCGGGACAUCCACGCCACCAACGCCUUUGCCUUCAUCAUUGCCUUUGUGUCGGUGUGUGGGAUCGCCGUGGCAGCUUUGAUCCCUCAGUGGAGAGUAACCAGACUCGUCACCUUCAAUCGCAAUGCCAAGAAUGUCAGCGUGUAUGAUGGACUGUGGUCUAAAUGUGUGAAACAGGACGGCUAUUCAGGAUGUUACUUCUAUGAUUCAGAGUGGUAUUCUAAAGUGGACCAGCUGGAUCUGCGCCUCCUGCAGUUCUGCCUUCCCACAGGCCUGGCGUUUGGCUCUCUGGCUCUGCUGCUGUGCAUGACGGGGAUGUGUAAGACCUGCUGCUGCUCUGAAAAACCUGAGCCGGACAUCAAAAGCAUCCGGUUCCUGGUGAACAGCGCCGGCUGCCACCUGGUGGCUGGGAUGUUCCUGUUUUUGGGCGGAGCGAUCGCCAUCGCUCCCUCAGUGUGGUUCCUGUUCCGCACCAAGGAGAUGAACAUCAGAUACGACAACAUCUUCUCUGAUGGCUUUGCCGUGUACGUGUCCAUAGGCUGCUCCGGGGGACUGAUGCUGGCGGCACUGCUCAUGUUUAUGUGGUACUGUAUGUGUAAGAAGUUGCCUUCACCCUUCUGGUUACCUCUCCCUGCAAUGUCUACCUCUCCGUCCACCCAACCUCUCACUGCCAAUGGAUUCCCUCCGUCCCCGGUUUAUGGUCAGCAGCCCUUCCCGCCACAGACGUUUCCUCCCACAGUGAUCGACACUCAGCCGUUUCUCCCCUCGCAGGCUUACGCGCAAAGCGUAGUGGCCCCUGCUCCACCGCAGGUGUACAUGUCUCAGAUCUCUGCUCCAGAUGGGUACGGGUCAGAGGCGGGAGGGACUCAGGCUUACAGCUACGCUCCCUCUCAGAGCUACGCUCCAUCACAGAGUUACGCUCCAUCACAGAGUUACGCUCCAUCACAGAGCUACGCUCCCUCUCAGAGCUACGCUCCCUCUCAGGGAUACGCUCCCUCUCAGGGAUACGCGUCCAGCUAUGCUGGCCACCGCUACUCCACCCGCUCACGGAUGUCUGCCAUCGAGAUCGACAUUCCCGUGCUGACACAGCCACAGUGAGAUGAGAGAGGCUGACAGCCGCAGCACAUCGAAGGCCUCCGUUCAUAAACCUCCAUGAAAUUCAUCACUGAUCAAACUAAUAGCGUGUGAUGGAUGGGAGUUAAUAAUAUGAAGGCUAUUUACAGCGUCUGGAAUGAUGGCUGCAAAAACCUAAGUCAAUCCAGGUCUGCAUAUUGCUGGUUAUAGAAGAUGAAAGUCAUUCAAAAUAGCCUGGAGGUAUAAUUUGAAGGAUGAGUUUAUCUUUUUAAAAAAAGAUUAUUGAAGCACCGGUGCAGACGCUGCAUUCAGCUUAGUAUCAAUGGAGGAAAAUAAACUCAUAUUUACAGUAGUGAAAACUCAACCACACGUUUUGUGCCACUAUUUAGACUUUAGUUUUCCAGCACUGAAGUGCCAUUGGGCCAGCUGACAUACUGUAGCAACGACAAGCAAACAGGAAUCAAUCACUGGAGAUUAACGGUUCACAGCUGGUCCAUCAAAUUCUUCAUUACUGGAGAAAACACCUUUAGAUUUAAAAGACUUCUGCUUGUUACCAGAAUGCAUUGUGAAGGUCCACUGUGAUCACUACUGAACACACACACACACACACACAGUCACACUUAAUCUUGAGCAGCACCAUUAAGUGACACCUGUAUGUGUUUUUGUAUGUGUUGAAACAUGAAUUGUUAAUGUGUGAGCGGCCGGUGAAGAGCAGCUUUUAUAGUUUUUUGAUGCACUAAUGAAGUGAAUAUUGUGCCAGGUUACAUUGCCUUUGUUCACCAUUCCUUAGCCUUCAGUAUUUCUUAAUGUUUUGCUUUUAUAACAUAUUUCCUACUCUAUUCACUGUAUAUCAACAUGUUUUAAUUAUCAAUGUCUGUAAAGAAAAGCACUAAGGAACCAUUUUCACUUUGAAUAAUAUUGAUAAACUGUAACCUCAUGAACACUAACAAAUUAUAUCAGAUUAACGAUAUCCUGUUUGGUCCCAAAAGAUACUGGAUUUUUCUUUUUAUUUGUUUGUUUCUGCUGUCUUGUUUUAUCGUUGCUAACUUAGCGGAUGUUUGUUGGAUCAGUAAUGAAAUGAUCAAUCAUUCUGAUUGGGCCAAAUUUAAGUUUGUCGCCUUCUGUGUGUUUUGAGCCUCGAUCAACGUUUUUAUUUAGUCUUAUAUUGUGUCGUUGUACAAUAUUCAGGUCAAUUAAAUUGAUUUCUUUUUCUACAGAGUUUGUUUUAAAUAAAAUCCAGAUGGCAAUACA